Solea solea (common sole) is the source of this 2223-nucleotide messenger RNA. Its product is annotated as kelch-like protein 41b. Gene Ontology annotation, molecular function: protein binding. The coding region runs from base 91 to 1923 and encodes 610 amino acids. NCBI's taxonomy places the organism in Eukaryota, Metazoa, Chordata, Actinopteri, Pleuronectiformes, Soleidae. The transcript has 6 exons. The record is from RefSeq and is a predicted model, not a curated record.
GACCGACUGCCAAAAGGACCUGUGGCCAUCACCUCCUUCCUCUCUCCACAGACCUCCUUGCUUGCGUGCCGUUUCCCCUCCUGACACACCAUGGACCCCAAUGCCAUCAAGGAGGAGCUGCGCCUGUUUCAGAGUACCUUACUCCAGGAUGGGCUAAAGGAGCUGCUGAAGGAGAACAAGUUUGUGGACUGCAACCUGAAGGUAGGGGACCGUAGCUUCCCCUGCCAUCGAUUGAUCAUGGCUGCCUGUAGUCCAUACUUCAGGGAUGUCUUUUUCACAGAAGAUGGCAAGGAAGUGGAGAACACCCACGAGGUGGUCCUGGAAGAUGUCAACCCUUCCAUCCUCGACAUGAUCAUCCAGUACCUGUAUUCAGCCGAGAUCGACCUCACCGAUGACAAUGUGCAGGAUAUAAUUGCUGUGGCAAACAGGUUCCAGAUCCCGUCUGUCUUCACGGUGUGUGUUAACUACCUUCAGAAGAAGAUAUCCCUGAGCAACUGCAUGGCCAUUUUCAGGAUGGGCUUGGUGCUCAGCUGUCCCAGGCUCGCAGUGGCUGCACGCAAUUACAUCGCUGACCGCUUCGAGGCCCUCUACAAAGAUGAGGAGUUCCUCAGACUGGCACCCCAUGAACUGUUUGCCAUUAUUGGCGGAGACUCACUGAAUGUGGAAAGGGAAGAGGUGGUAUUUGAGGCCCUCAUGGCUUGGGUCCGCCAUGAUAGAGAUAAGCGCAUCAAGGUCUUGAAGGACGCGUUCAACUGCAUUCGCUUCCGACUUAUGCCAGAGAAGUAUUUCAAAGACAGAGUGGAGACGGAUGACAUCAUCAAGGCUGACCCGGAGCUUCAGAAGACAAUCCAGGUCAUCAGAGAUGCCUUCAAGGGGAAGCUUCCGGAUAAACCCACGAAGAAAGAAGGGGAGCAAGGUGCCAACAAGGAAGGAGGUGAGGAGGAGGAGGACGAGGACAGCCUUUUCCCUGGGUUCCUGAAUGACAGCCGGCGACACGGCAUGUACACACGUGACUUCAUCUUCAUGAUCAGCGACACAGCCGCGGUGGCGUACGAUGUCGUCGAGAACGAGUGUUUCCUGGCGGCCAUGUCCGAGCAAGUGCCGCGUAACCACGUCAGCCUGGUGUCGGAGAAGAACCAGCUCUUUAUCAUUGGUGGACUGUUUGUGGAUGAGGAGAACAAGGACAUGCCUCUGCAGUGUUACGUCUAUUUGUUGGAUCCACUCUCUUCUGACUGGGUUGCUCUGCCGCCCAUGCCUUCGCCAAGAUGCCUUUUCAACAUGGGAGAGAGUGAGAACCUGCUGUUUGCCGUGGCUGGAAAAGACCUCCAGACCAACGUGUCGCUGGAUUCUGUCAUGUGCUAUGAUGUCGAGAAAAUGAAGUGGAGUGAGACCAAAAAGCUUCCUCUGAAGAUCCACGGUCACGCUGUCGUGUCCCACAAAGGACUGGUCUACUGCAUUGGAGGAAAGACCGAUGACAACAAAGCCCUCAACAAGGUGUUUGCGUACAAUCACAAACAGUCUGAGUGGAGGGAGUUGGCAGCCAUGAAGACGCCCAGAGCCAUGUUCGGAGCCAUCAUCCACAACGGCAAGAUCGUGGUGGCAGGUGGAGUCAACGAGGAGGGUCUUACUGCCACAUGUGAAGCCUACGACUUUACCACAGCCAAGUGGGAGCCUUUCACCGAUUUUCCUCAGGAGAGAAGCUCUGUGAACCUGUUGAGCUCCGGCGGCUCUCUGUACGCUGUGGGCGGCUUCGCCAUGGUUCAGAUGGAGAACAAGGAGGUGGCUCCCACAGAAGUCACCGAUGUCUGGCUGUAUGAGGAGGAUAAGAAGGAGUGGAGUGGGAUGCUGAGGGAGAUGCGUUACGCUGCCGGGGCUUCCUGUGUGUCCAUGCGCCUCAAUGCUGCCAGGAUGCCCAAGCUGUAAACACCCUCUCUCUCUCCUCUUCUUCUCUUUCUCCUUAUCUUUUUAUUUCUCUCUUCCCUCCAGUCAUCUCCAGCAAGCUGCCUCUGAGGCAUUCGCUUAUUUCUAUCAAGUUGAUCUUUCACAUUCAUUUUUCUCUAACCCCGGACAAUAUUUAUCUGCAACAUAAACCCUCGCCGGUUCAGAGACUGCAACAGCAACACAACAAAUAAGCCACGAUUUAGAUUGAUCUACAGUAUAAAACUCUGUUCACAUACUUUCUAGCUCUUCUUUUGUAAAAUAAACAUUUGUAAACCUCUUCAA